This is a messenger RNA of Asterias rubens (European starfish), 2404 nucleotides long. RefSeq names its product four and a half LIM domains protein 2-like. Gene Ontology annotation, molecular function: transcription coregulator activity. NCBI's taxonomy places the organism in Eukaryota, Metazoa, Echinodermata, Asteroidea, Forcipulatida, Asteriidae. The transcript has 7 exons. Gene Ontology annotation, cellular component: nucleus; Z disc. The coding region runs from base 302 to 1198 and encodes 298 amino acids. The record is from RefSeq and is a predicted model, not a curated record.
CGAUUGAAUUGAAGUGGUACUGAGGCGUGUGUAAGGCCUGGUUUUUCAUGCUCAUUGGAUGUGUGUUACGAGAGCGCAGAGUUAAACUUUACUAUGGUGUUGUCUGGAAGGUGAGGCAAGUAAACUGCGCAUACCACAGACACAGUCGCUGAUUGCUCAUUGCAGACCAAUCGAUCCAUCGAUUCUGAGGGGGGACAUACGUCUGUGGUAGGAACAGAAGACAUCUGUGAGAGUGUGGAGUAUCUAACAGCACUGGGCCUCCUCUUGACAGCUGAUCUUUUCUCAAGAGUACGUUCGCGCCAUGGACGGGUCUUUCCAUCCCGGGCACUUCUGCUGCUUCCACUGUGACAAGUCACUGAGUGGAAUGAGUUACAUCCUAAGGGAGAAUAAUCCUCACUGUAUCCCAUGCUACAAUGACCUGUUUGCCAACACUUGUGCCGAAUGCAAUCAGAAGAUUGGACAUGAUUCUAAGGAUCUUUCCUUCAAGAAUCAGCAUUACCAUGAAACCUGCUUUGAGGCUCGUUACACGUGCCAUUUCUGCAAGGAAUCCCUGGCUGAUAAAGCUUUCGGUAACUGGGACAGCAAGAUGUGCUGCUCUAGCUGCUAUGAGAAACAUCUGGCCAACAAAUGCCAGGCCUGUGGGGAGAUUCUCAAACCUGGUGUGACAAGACUCGGCUUCCAAGGCAAAGAAUGGCAUGACAAGUGCUUCCGUUGUAAAGUCUGUGAGAAACAGAUUGGUACAGGCAGCUUUGUACCCAAGGAGUCUUCAGUCUACUGCACAAAAUGCUAUGAGGACACCUUUGGUAUUAAGUGCACUGGCUGUGGAGAGAUCAUCUCAAGUGGAGGUCUCUCCUAUCAGAAGAAGCCAUGGCACAGGGAUUGUUUCUGCUGCUCAGGCUGCUCAAAGUCCCUGUGGAAUCAACGCUUCACACUGCGUGAUGAGAAACGCUACUGUGCUGAUUGCUAUGGGGAGAAGUUUGCACGCAGGUGUUCAGCAUGCCAAAAGCCUAUUGUUGUUGGCGGGCCGACUCCCCCUGGCGCCAAUACUGGCCAAGGAAGCACGACCUACGUCUGCUUUGAAGAUCGUAACUGGCACAACAGCUGCUUCCAAUGCCAGAAGUGCCAAGUGUCGCUGGUCAACGAGUGCUUUGUCAUGGAUGGCCAGGACAUCGUUUGCCCAAACUGUGCUCAAGGCUGAUGAUAGGAUACAGUUCAAAAACGGAAUCAAUUCUGGCUGCAGAUGCUACUUGAGGGGUGGAGAAUUAAGCCCCCCCCCUUUCAGACCCUGCCCUCUUAUUUUACCUUGUUAUUAUAACUAAAUGAACAGAAUACCAAUCUAGUGUGAACAUCCCAUAGGGAGCAAAUUUUGAGUCUUUCAAAAGGAUGCAGAAAAAUGGCUUUUACAAAGAGCAGAUAUUUCCUUCCCUUUGUAAGAAGAAAAGAUUUGUUUGGGGAAAAUUAUGAAGUAUUAUAAAACUCCACAAUGUGUCUCUAAUGCACUUGUAGUAUAUAUAAAGGGAGAAUAAUAGUGUUUGAAUAAUCUAAAUAAAGAGGAACCCAAAAAUUAAUGCAAAUCUUAAAGAAAUGAAAUGAAUAGACUUUAAUUUUUUAUCUGCACUUUCUUUGAUUGUUUCAAUUUCACUGAUAUGCUGUGAAGAUAAAACCAAAAUAGUUAUUAAAAUCUGUACUAUGAAUUUAGUGUUCUAUGAAAAAUCCAGCAAAGAUACUGCUUACAUAUAUUUAAGAGAAUGAAAACAAAACGAUUACCUGUUAUAAAUCUCUUGUGGAAACACCAACCUUUCCCUGAUAAAUUUAAAAGAUAGAAUUUUACUGUGAAAUUGUGAUUUUGUUUUGGAGAAUGAAUUUACAAUUCUUUUCUGAUUGCACGUUGAAUGUAACAAGCAAAAAAAAACUUCUUUUAUAUUUCACAGACUUGGGAAUUAGAAUGUUUUCUCCCUGACUCAUGUAAGAUUAUUUUAAAGAAAAGUUCUGUUCUAUUUAUUGCCUAGCUUUCUGAAAUAGAAUAAAUAUUGUAGAAUUAUAGAGUAGGCUGUAAACAAUACUGUAUAAAAACAUUUUAAAACUAUGACACGUUUAUGCAAAAAUUUAUUUCCGUUAUGCAGGAGUUUACAAUUUACUGUGUAUGGAUUUUUAUCUUGUGGUAUUUGUGUUUUCAAACUUGAAUUCUAUUUAGAAGAAAAAAACAUUAUCAUGAAAAAAAAUAAUGUAUUGUUCAAACUUAAGAGUACCAUAUUGGGAGGGCGUUGGCAAAACAAUUCUAUUCAAUUUUUUAAUCCUUGGAUUUAUCACGAGGGGCAACCUCGUCCCGCUGUCGAUUUCACCAAACUCUUCCUAACUAGGUAUUAAUCUUAGGACUUAGGAUGAGUUAAGUUCCGUAACCAUC